Messenger RNA from Amborella trichopoda, 2823 nucleotides. RefSeq names its product Pentatricopeptide repeat (PPR) superfamily protein (gene RARE1). Gene Ontology annotation, biological process: RNA modification. The record is from RefSeq and is a predicted model, not a curated record. Gene Ontology annotation, molecular function: zinc ion binding; protein binding; RNA binding. NCBI's taxonomy places the organism in Eukaryota, Viridiplantae, Streptophyta, Magnoliopsida, Amborellales, Amborellaceae.
UGAAACAAUCUUCCUACAUGUUCUUUGUUUCGUUACUCUUUCCUUGAACCGCAGCGUCCCCCCCUACGCCUUCCCUUCCUCUCUCUCUCUCUCUCUCUCUCUCUCUCUCCCUCAAAAAAAGAGUAGAAAUUAACAAUCUCUUGAACAAUUAAUUCAUUUUGAUCCAUGGCCCUGUCAAUGUGUUUUCCUCAGUUUCCACAGGCAAAAUCCUUAGAGAAAACACAAGCAAAGAAAUCACUGACUGUAAAUCCAUUGUCCUUUGGCCAUUUGCCCUCUUGGGCUUCUCUCAAUGUGAAACAGGCUUCCUCUCAAACCCACAAAAACCAUGGAGGAGGAGGCAAUGUCGAAAAUGUCCAUCUUAUUUCUCUCUCUAAACAGGGCAAAUUUCAAGAAGCCCAAGCUUUUCUCCAUUCAAUGGAGUCUUCAAAUAUUCCAGUGAUGCCACAAACUUAUGUAACCUUAUUUGAAGCUUGUGGUGACAUGGGGUCCUUAUCAUUUGGAAAGAUAUUCCAUGAAAGAAUGAAAAGAGUAGAAAAAGAACCAGAAAUAUUCCUUGGAAACCAUCUUCUAUCCAUGUAUUCAAAGCUUGGAAGCAUUGUCGAUGCUUUCCAAGUGUUUAAUGAAAUGCCCAGUAAGAAUUCAGUCACAUGGAGUAUAAUGGUGAGUGCUUUUUCUCAGAAUGGGUUUGUCUCAGAGGCCUUAAGCUUGCUUUCUGAUAUGAAUGUCAUUGGGAUUAGUUCGAACCAGUCUGUAUAUGUGAGUCUCCUUCGUGCUUGUUCUAAUUCACCCAGAGGGCCAGAACCUGGAAAGCAGCUACACUCUCAAAUUAUCAAAUUGGGUUUCAUUCCUGAUCUUCUAAUUGAAACCGCAUUGUGUAAUAUGUACAUAAAGUGUAGAGAGUUAGAUAGUGCUAAGCUUAUCUUUGAUAAUAUGCCUGAGAAAAAUGCAGUAACUUGGACUGCAGUCAUGUCUGGUUAUACCCAAGCCGGUAAAGAAGAAGCAGCUCUGGCUCUGUAUCAAAAAAUAUUAAUGGUAGGAAAUGAACCGGAUGGGUUUGUUUUCUCAGUUAUCCUCAAGGCUUGUGCAGGCUUAAACAACCUCAAAUUUGGAAAAUUGGUUCAUGCCCAUAUAUUGAAAUUGGGCAUGGAAAAGGAGGUUUCGGUCGGAACCCCACUAGUUGAUAUGUAUUUUAAGUGUGGAAUGGUCGAAUAUGGACGCCAAGUUUUCAAAAGAAUUUCUCAGCCGAAUGAAGUCUCUUGGAGUGUUAUAAUUGCAGGCUAUGCACAAGUUGGGGAUGUAGAAGAAAGUCUUGGGCUUUUCAAUCUUCUAAGGAGAAGUGGUGGGCCUAUGAAUUCAUUUAUAUAUUCCAGUGUUUUUCAGGCUUGUGCAGUGUUAGCUGAUCUUAACUUGGGAACCCAAUUACAUGGUGAUGGAAUCAAGAUGGGGCUGAUCUCUGACUUAUAUGGAGAGAGCUCACUGGUUACCAUGUAUUCAAGGUGUGGAUGCUUUGAAAAUUCAUGUCGUGUCUUUGAAUCAAUAGAAGAUCCUGAUAUUGUAGCAUGGACUGCCAUGAUUGCUGGUUGUGCUUACCAUGGCCAUGCUUCCAAAGCCUUACAACUCUUUGAGAGAAUGAAGCUCUUAGGUGUAAGGCCAAAUACUAUUACAUUUGUAGGACUCCUGACUGCUUGUAGCCAUGCUGGGUUUGUAUCAAAAGCUUGGAACUAUUUAGACUCAAUGAGGAAAGACUAUGGUGUAAAGCCCACAAUUGAUCACUAUGAUUGUAUGGUGGAUGUAUAUUGCAGAGCUGGUCUUUUAGAUGAUGCAUUUCAUUUAAUCAAAGAGAUGCCAUUUGAACCAGAGGCCAUGACAUGGAGGAUUUUGUUGGGUGGCUGUAGUGCCCAUGGUAAUGUCAGGCUUGGGAAGAUAGCAGGUGCAGGCCUCCUUGAACUGGAGCCAGACGAUAAUGCUGCCUAUGUCCUCUUAUUUAACUUGCAUGCUUCCGCUGGAUUAUGGGAAGAGGCAGCAAAAAUUAGAAAGAUGAUGAGUGAGAGAGGAGUGAGAAAGGAGCUUGGUUGUAGUUGGGUUGUGAUAAAGGAUAAAGUACAUAGGUUUAUAGUGGGUGAUAGGCAUCAUCCUCUAACACAAAAGAUUUAUUCCAAGCUGGAAGAAUUGAAAAUUGCACUAGGUAAAUCAGGUUAUAUCUGUCAAAAGACGCAUAAGAUUCAAGAUUUGAAAGAAGAAAGAAAUAACCAGCUUUUAGACCAUAGUGAGAAGUUGGCAAUAGCAUAUGGACUUGUAUCAACACCCAAUAAUGCCCCAAUAUAUGUGUUCAAGAACAUUCGUGUUUGCAGCGAUUGUCACAUUUUCAUAAAGCUAACGUCAUGCUUUGUGGGGCGUGAGAUUGUUAUCAGAGAUUCGAGUCGUUUCCAUCAUUUUAAGGGUGGGCAAUGCUCUUGUAAGGACUAUUGGUGAGGUAGGGCAUAUAUGCACUGGUUGAUAAGAAAGAAUUCCACGUAAAUAGAAAAAAAGAAGAAUAGAUACCAUGAGAGGGCAAUUUUGAAAAGUAAAAAAAAAACUUGGAUUUUUCUUGAUUCCCAAGUGCUAUUGCCUUCAUGAAAUUGGUCUAUGAUGUAGCUGGUGUUUGGCUGCAGUUUAGCAGCCAUUGAAAUAUGAUUGAUCUCUCAUACUUGGUGCCUGCCGCCCUUCUGUACAGGUUACUUCAUUGAUCUAUAUGUCAAGCACAUAAGUUGUAUGGUGCCAUGUGGUUCCUUCCCUUAUUUUGGAAUCUUUUUUCGUUCAUAAUUGUACUAUUAAUUGAUUGUA